Lolium rigidum is the source of this 1067-nucleotide messenger RNA. RefSeq names its product nudix hydrolase 15, mitochondrial-like. The coding region runs from base 36 to 806 and encodes 256 amino acids. The transcript has 4 exons. NCBI's taxonomy places the organism in Eukaryota, Viridiplantae, Streptophyta, Magnoliopsida, Poales, Poaceae. Gene Ontology annotation, molecular function: acetyl-CoA hydrolase activity; coenzyme A diphosphatase activity. The record is from RefSeq and is a predicted model, not a curated record. Gene Ontology annotation, biological process: coenzyme A catabolic process.
CCUCGGUACCGUCGCCGGCGCCACGUUAUCACCGCAUGGCCGGUGCCGCCAGGCCUCUCCUCUCCCGCCUACUCACCCCCAAUCACAUUGCCAUGGCCGCCGGCCACUCCCCAUCGCCGACUCGGCGCCUUGCCCACCUCACACGCCACCUCCUCGCCCCCUCCUCUUCUUCCGGCGAGCUAUCCUCCGUGGGCGCCCCUGCCGCCGCCGCCCCCGUCCGCGCGACCGCUUCCAAGGGCUUCGCCGCCGUGCUGGUCUGCAUCUUCCAGGAUCCCCGCGGCGACACCCGCGUCCUCCUCACCAAGCGCGCAUCCUCCCUCAACUCCCACUCAGGGGAGGUGUCGUUGCCGGGAGGGAAGGUGGAGGAUGGGGAUGCGGAUGUGAAGACCACGGCUCUACGAGAGGCAGAGGAGGAGAUUGGGCUGGACCCGGCUCUUGUAUCUGUUGUCACAGUUCUUGAGCCCUUCUUGUCCAAGAAUGGUCUUGAUGUUACUCCUGUAAUUGGCAUUCUCUCGGAUAGAUCUUUAUUCAAUCCUGUCUUGAAUAAAGAUGAAGUGGAAGACAUCUUUGACGCCCCUCUGGAGAUGUUCCUGAAGGAUGAUAACCGGACAACACGACAAAGGGAUUGGAUGGGAAUGACUAUCCCGGUCCAGUUUUUUCACUACGAGACAGAGGGCAAAAAAUAUGUCAUCUGGGGCCUAACUGCACACAUUUUGACCCGGGCAGCAGCAGUAGUUCUGCAGAGGCAACCAUCGUUCGCUGAACUUCCGAGACCCAAAAGUGCUCCUCUAGGCAGUAAGCACUAAUGAACUGAAACCAUCAUUCUAUACCGGUAUCAGGAGUAUUAAACUGAAUAGUUAGUGUGUUUCUGUAGAGAUGUAAAGUGCAUAUCGUGUAUAGGCUAUAGCAUAAAACAUAAUAUCCUGGAACAUUUGGUGAUCUCAUUAUUUGAGUUGAGAACGCUUGCGUUCUGUUAAAGAAUGUUCUUUGUGGCCAUUUAUUUGAAGCUUGGACAUUAAGGCCAUUGUAAAUACUCCUAUGGAGCAGCUUAUACUGCAUUUGAACUA